Messenger RNA from Hibiscus syriacus, 504 nucleotides. RefSeq lists its product as uncharacterized. The record is from RefSeq and is a predicted model, not a curated record. The transcript is spliced from 4 exons. The coding region runs from base 1 to 504 and encodes 167 amino acids. NCBI's taxonomy places the organism in Eukaryota, Viridiplantae, Streptophyta, Magnoliopsida, Malvales, Malvaceae.
AUGGAGGCGCUGGGAAUCCGAGGAAAGCGCAAACGAAAGCCGCAGCGCAGAGGCUGGCGGCCGUUAUGUCAAAUAAGCAGGACGAUGAUGAUGGUGAUGAUGAUUAUGACCAGCUUGAUAAUAGUAGUGUUGGAAGGCCAACGCGCCCUCCCUCUCCUAUGUGAGUGGCCAAGUAUAGGACUUGCUGGUGGAAGACCAAUGCAGGGGCGGUCUCCUAUGGCCAAAAAUAUUCCUCAAAGGAGACCAUCACCAUUAAGGAAACAACAACCAUAUGAUGAUGACAAUGAUGAGGAUGCCCCAGUCAGUAACACAACAAGCAUAGGUCUCACUGCAACGGCAAAGAGGUCACCCUCUCCUGCGAGAAAAAGCUUAGCUCGAACUCGAAUACCACCAGCAGCAGCUGAUGAUGAGAUUGACGAAGAUGACCUUUUAGUGAGUAGCACAACAAGAAUAGGGCUUGGUGGAAGGGCAGCACGGCCUUUCUCUCCAAUGGUAACUUUGUGA